ACGAACGAGGCCCGGUCCGGACGAGCUAUCCUCAUUCUACUUCCAACUCUCGGACCAAUCGUUUCGGCUUUCCAAAUUCUAAAUUUCAAAUUCUAAAACAAAAUUUCAAGAUGCCUUGCUGCCCUCCUUCCUGCUGCGGACCCUGCAAUAACGUGCCCUGCUGUGGCCCGCACAGUCCGCCCUGCGGUGCUCCGUCUCCCAUUCCAUGCUCCCCCGCGCCGGGCAUGUGCUGCCCACCUUUGCCCGAGGGCGGGAUCCCCGAUCCCCGUGUCUGGAACUACUACAACACACCCGUUACUUAUCCAUGUGGCUUUUAAGUGGAUCAGGCAGUCGAGCGGUGUCACAGUGCUUCCGUGCCAUGUCCUUGCAGAGAUAGUGUGAAUACGUUGCCCGAGCAAGCAAUUGUCCUUCAGCUUGAACCAGUCAGCAGUCUGAAUCCGAAUUUUGCUAGGAUUUGGUAACAACGAAGAGCAGGAGGUAGUAACUGGCGGAAUCCAGUUUAAAAAAUCAAAGCAGCUUGGCAUGGAAUUGUUAUUAGAUAUCUGGAAGUUUUUGACGAAUAAAUUAUAGAAAAUA
Messenger RNA from Drosophila ananassae, 576 nucleotides. RefSeq names its product sperm mitochondrial-associated cysteine-rich protein-like. The coding region runs from base 111 to 317 and encodes 68 amino acids. NCBI's taxonomy places the organism in Eukaryota, Metazoa, Arthropoda, Insecta, Diptera, Drosophilidae. The record is from RefSeq and is a predicted model, not a curated record. The transcript has 2 exons.